This is a messenger RNA of Clunio marinus, 225 nucleotides long. The record is from the annotation of a GenBank genome assembly. Lineage: Eukaryota; Metazoa; Arthropoda; Insecta; Diptera; Chironomidae.
AUGUUUGCUCAACGAAAUGUUUUAAAUAAAUUUUGUACUUUCACGCUUGCUGUUGUCAGCAAUGCUGAUUGCAAUCUUCACAUUGUUUGGAUAGUUUUAAAAAUUGGAAACAUUUUUACACAUGUUUCAAUUCAUUUUACAGCCUAUAGUUAUUUAAGUGUUUCAAGUAUUGCCAUAAACAUAUCCGAUCGUAAAAAUGCAAUUUUCCAAGGUUUAAGCUUUUAA